Brassica oleracea var. oleracea is the source of this 795-nucleotide messenger RNA. Its product is annotated as vacuolar iron transporter homolog 2.1. The transcript has 2 exons. Gene Ontology annotation, biological process: intracellular manganese ion homeostasis. Lineage: Eukaryota; Viridiplantae; Streptophyta; Magnoliopsida; Brassicales; Brassicaceae. Bases 1 to 660 code for a protein of 219 amino acids. Gene Ontology annotation, molecular function: manganese ion transmembrane transporter activity; iron ion transmembrane transporter activity. The record is from RefSeq and is a predicted model, not a curated record. Gene Ontology annotation, cellular component: membrane.
AUGGCUUCCAACUUUGAGCUUUCAGAAAGAAGCAGCCCAAAACAACAUAGAAUCAGUCCUAGAGCCGAUAAGGAGGAGGUGGACUACAUGCAGAGAGCUCAGUGGCUAAGAGCUGCCUUGCUCGGAGCCAACGAUGGUCUGGUCACAGUCGCGUCUCUCAUGAUGGGUGUUGGUUCUAUCAAAGAAGACGUAAAAGCAAUGUUGCUUGUUGGUUUUGCCGGCCUUGUAGCAGGUGCGUGCAGUAUGGCCAUUGGAGAGUUUGUGUCUGUGUGCACACAAAGGGAUAUUGAAACUGCUCAGAUGAAGAGAGCUAGUGAGACUAAGACAUCACUACCAGCAAUCGACGAACAAUAUGAGGAGGAGAAGAAAGAGCGGCUUCCAAAUCCAGGACAAGCAGCACUGGCAUCAGCGUUAGCAUUUUCAGUGGGAGCAGCAAUGCCGCUUCUUGCAGCUGUAUUCAUAGAGAAUCAUAAGGUAAGAAUGGCGGUGGUAGCGAUUGUGGCCACCCUGGCAUUAUUGGUGUUUGGAGUGACCGGUGCGGUCCUGGGAAAAACAAGUGUGUUCAAGUCAAGCGUUAGGGUGGUGAUUGGUGGUUGGAUGGCUAUGGCUCUUACCUUUGGUCUUACCAAGUUCAUUGGUUCGGAAGCCAUGCAAAUCUAGACACUCUUUCGGUGAUCAUCUUGUUUUCAUGCAUCUCAAUUAAUAAUGUUUGUAUCAUAUAAGCACACUAUCUCACCUCAACUAUGUAUGAAAUGUAAAAUACAUCACAAUAAACACCAAAAAAGGUUAAAUAAA